Miscanthus lutarioriparius is the source of this 1851-nucleotide messenger RNA. The record is from the annotation of a GenBank genome assembly. NCBI's taxonomy places the organism in Eukaryota, Viridiplantae, Streptophyta, Magnoliopsida, Poales, Poaceae.
AUGGGUUUCUCCAGCCUUGCUCUCGGCAUGCUGCUGCUGCUCUCCUUGUCCUCUGUCUCCUCUCAUGCCACUCCGUGCCCUGACCAGGACAAGAGAUCCCUCCUCCGCUUCAUUGUGGAGCUCUCAGUUGACAGCGGCCUUGCCAUGUCGUCAUGGUGGAACGACACAGCAGACUGCUGCUUGUGGAAAGGCAUCACCUGCAACGGAGACGGGGUGGUCACAGAGGUCUCCCUGCCCGGCAGGGGACUCCAAGGGCGCAUCUCGCCGGCCCUUGGCGAACUCACCGGGUUGCUGCACAUCAACCUUUCAUGGAAUGCGCUGUCUGGUGGACUUCCACUAGAGCAGCUCAUGUCCUCCGGUAGCAUAGUCACCAUUGACGUCAGUUUCAAUUACCUCGAGGGAGAGCUAGGUGAGCUGUCAUCUUCAGUCACCCAUGGCCGGCCACUGCAGGUGCUGAACAUCUCGAGCAACCAGUUUACUGGAGAGUUUCCAUCAAGAACAUGGAAGCUGUGGAAGAAUCUGGUCACGCUCAACGUGAGCAACAACAGCUUUAGCGGGCAGGUACCAUCUUCUUUCUGCCUUGCCUCGGCAUCCAUCACCGUUCUUGAGCUUCAGUACAAUCAGUUCAGUGGAACGAUUCCCCUCGUGCUCGGCAACUGCUCUAAUCUCAAAGUGCUUAAGGCUGGUCACAAUAACCUAGGUGGGACUGUCCCUGAUGAACUGUUCAAUGCUACCUCAUUGGAGCACCUGUCACUUCGUAACGCCGGUUUGCAAGGAACACUUGAUGGUUCACCUAUUGGCAAACUCAGUGAUCUGGUUACUCUAGAUCUUGGAGAGAACAAUUUCACAGGCAAGAUUCCAGACUCCAUAGGUCUGCUCAAGACGUUGGAACAGCUCCAUUUGGACUACAACAUGAUGUCUGGGGAGCUACCAUCAACUCUGUGCAACUGUACAAAUCUCGUAACGAUUAUCCUCGAGAACAACUAUUUCAGUGGAGAACUUACCAAGGUCAACUUCUCCACCCUGAUCAAUCUAGAAAUGCUAGAUCUUCUGUAUAACAACUUCAGUGGCACAAUUCCAGGAAGCAUCUACUCUUGCAGCAAUAUGGUUGCACUGCGACUGUCCUACAACAACUUCCAUGGGCAGCUUUCGCCGAGAAUGGGCAACUUGAAGUCCCUUAUUUUCCUAUCAAUUGGCUCCAACAAUUUUACAAAUAUAACAAAUACACUUCAUGUCCUCAGAGAUUGUAAGAACCUUACCUUCCUAUAUCUGGAGACCAACUUCAAAGGUGAAGCCAUGCCACAAGAUGAAACGGUUGAUGGUUUUCAGAAUCUUCAGGUUUUCACAUUGCAUAUGUGCUCAUUGUCUGGAAAAUUUCCUCAUUGGAUAUCAAGGCUCAAAAAUUUGAAGGUCCGGGAAACAAGUGGGAUCCCAAAAGUGCUGAAUCUUGGUCAGAAUAACUUCACUGGUGUGAUUCCCCAAGAGAUUGGUCAGCUGAAAUCACUGACCACGCUCAACAUUAGCUUCAACAUGUUAUCAGGGGAGAUACCACAGCAGCUCUGCAACCUGUCAAACCUGCAAGUGCUUGACUUGUCUAGCAACCAUUUCACAGGCGCAACCCCGUCGGAUCUCAACACCCUGCACUUUUUGUCUGCAUUCAAUGUUUCUAACAACGACUUAAAAGGGCCAAUCCCAACUGGAGGCCAGUUCAGCACAUUCCCAAAUUCAAGCUUCCAGGGAACCCAGAGCUGUGUGGUGUCAUGGUCAAUCAGCUAUGUGGCUGGGCAGAAGCACCUCCUCGCUUCUCCACUCCCUCCAAAGAACAAUCAGACCGAAGGGUUGCCUUCGUGA